AUGCCCAGUCGACGCAAACCCCCAGGAACCAUCCGCAAACAUGUCACAACGGCGUGCAUUCCAUGUCGAGACGGAAAAGUCAAGUGUGACGGCGCAAGACCAAUUUGUCAAUACUGCUCUAGUAAAGGUCGACUAUGUCGCUACAAGCAAAGCAACGACAAGCGUAAAGUGCAGGUGAGAGUGGCGGUCGGGUUGCUCGCGCGACGAGUCGAUGCCUUGGCGCAGUAUAUCCAGGAUUCAGGGCUACCUGUUCCAAAAAUCGAAGAACAUGAUUACCUUGCUUUAAAGAGUAUCAUCGAAGCGCUUGAGGUGGCAUGUGAUGACUUGGAUGCGAAUCCGGAGCGCGGGAAUACGGUUAAGAUGGUGCUGGAUGAUGGGAUUGAUGGAGAUGAAAGGGUGAAAGCGCCUUCCCUAUCGGCAAGAGAGGAGCAAUUAGGGAGGAUACAUGGAGAGACGUUGGAUAAUUAUCCUCCGCGGCCACCGAAGACAAACAAUGGAAAGGGCACCUACCUCCAGAAGGAUAAGCGUAUAGCACCGUUCGACAAACAACCAGCACUACCGGGAGCUCGCGAGGACCCCAGGAUUCCCAACCAAGACGAUGACCUAGAUGAGGAAAGCGACGACGAAGUGACAGACCAGCUCUCAUGCCGACUCGGAAGACUCCAAUUCACCCAUGACGGUCAACUACGCUAUUUUGGAUCCACCUCAAACCUAACAUUACUGGAUGCCUUGGUGGACAUCACACCCCCGAUCCCCGUACACAAAGAUGCUUCAGAGCUGCUUGAGAAUGCAGGUCUCGACAAGGAGAUUGACGAGAUAUUUGAAAGACAUCUUCUCGAGCUUUUCUUUGCCUGGCAGGAUCCAUGCCUUCACGUCGUCGACGCGGACACCUUCUGGCGUUCGCGAGCGCAGAGCAAAUACGAAGAUAUAGCGACGCCUUAUUACUCGCCCACAUUGUUACAUGCGAUGUGUGCGCUCGGUGCUGCGUACGAGCCGAGAUAUCAUCCCGAUUUCGUGACAUUCCCGAGGUCAUUAGCUGAGUUUUUUGGCGACCGGGCCAAGAUCUUAUUGGAACUAGAGUUGGAAAGCCCAUCUAUCGCAACGAUCCAAGGACUGGUGAUACUGAGCAACCAUGAAGCACUGUGUACGAGAGACACGAGAGGAUGGCUGUAUAGCGGAAUGGCGAUGCGAUUGACCCUCGACCUGGGAUUACAUCUCGAUAUGGAUUCAUAUGUUGAAAGAGGAAUCAUUCCAUUUCAAGACGCCGAACUACGCCGUAGAAUUUUCUGGGGUGUUUAUUUGAAUGAGCAAUUCUGGGGAUUUUAUCUAGGCCGCUCUGCGCAGAGUCGCAUGGAUAUUGUGACGGUCCGAAGACCUCCGCCACAAAACACAUUGGCCACGAUGAAAUGGAAAGCAUACCCCGAUAAAAAUAUGAGCAGCUUGCCCGUUGCUGCGAAUAUGUUGUCCAAGGAAUGGGUCUCACUAUAUGAAACAAUGCUUCAUUUGACAGAUGUGCUAUAUGGUUGUAUCGAAAUAUCCAAGCAUGCGCUGCAAGAGCUGACAUUCGCCACCGUUGAGAGGCUAAAAACAUGGAAAGAGACUCUCCCUGAGGAGCUAAGAAUCGACCAGAACUAUGGACAGGGCGUCCGGCAACCUUUACCACACACCCUUACUCUCCACAUGCAAUAUCACCAAUUCAUGAUCCACUGCCAUCGCCCCUACAUAUCCAGACAUUACAUCCAACCGCAACCGCCACAGGGCCCGGGCCCCGAACACGCACGAAAAAUGUGCAUCGAGUCUGCCGUAUCGAUUGUCGAAGUCCUCAAUAAGUACGAGCGAGCCUACAGUUUCCAGAAAGCCAACGUACAAAUAAUCUCAUUCAUUUUUUCCGCGGCACUUAUCCUCAUCUUCACUACCGUCCCUACGAAAGCUCGACCGCGCAACCAACAGCUCGUAACCCACCUGAGCACGUGUUUCCGCGCACUCGACGAAAUGGGUUGUUGUUUCGAGAACGCACGACGAACGAGCACCUUCCUAGGUACUCUGCAGCGACAAUGGCAAAGCCGUCGGCAAGACCGGAUGACGAGGGACAGGAGUAUAGUGGGAAAGCACGGGGUUGAUCAUGGCUCUGGUGCAAUUGUGUCGCAAUCAAUGGGCUGGCAUGUCAACGGCACACAGGGACAUUUUGGUUCUCAGCCGAUCUCUUUCACGAAUCAAGGGAUCACACCUGUCUUGGGAGCCGGAGUCGAUGGCUGCGGGCCUGAGCAUGAGUGUUCACCUAUUGCGGAUGCCCCGUCGUCGAAUGUUGAUUUCAUGGAUCCUGAUUUGUGUAAUGUCCUUUUGAGUGAGGGCAUACCACGGGCUUUCAUUUGA
Molecule: messenger RNA, 2373 nt
Organism: Aspergillus affinis
Lineage: Eukaryota; Fungi; Ascomycota; Eurotiomycetes; Eurotiales; Aspergillaceae
Product: Zn(II)2Cys6 transcription factor
Exons: 6
Coding region: 1-2373 (790 amino acids)
Biological process (GO): regulation of DNA-templated transcription; DNA-templated transcription
Molecular function (GO): zinc ion binding; DNA binding; DNA-binding transcription factor activity, RNA polymerase II-specific
Source: RefSeq, a predicted model, not a curated record